Molecule: messenger RNA, 3243 nt
Organism: Salvia splendens (bonfire salvia)
Lineage: Eukaryota; Viridiplantae; Streptophyta; Magnoliopsida; Lamiales; Lamiaceae
Product: protein DEFECTIVE IN EXINE FORMATION 1
Exons: 13
Coding region: 214-2913 (899 amino acids)
Molecular function (GO): protein binding
Source: RefSeq, a predicted model, not a curated record
AAUCUUCAUUUAGAAAACGUCCACUAUUACCUUUGGGUUUGAUGGGGUUUCUGUGUAUUUAGUUCUGCUUCAAACUGAUCUCUUUUAAUUCUCACAGAUCUCCAAAACCUCUCACUAAGGCUUUGACUACAUACAAUUCUUGGUUGUUUGCCCUAAUUUUUCCAAUUAUUUGUUUCGGGCAUUUCAAAUCUUGGAAGUUGUUACGCCUAAAUCAUGAAAACUUGGAAUUUUGCGCUUCUUAGUUUUCUUAUUUUUGCGUUAUUGUGUUUGAGCUUUGAUCAUGGCACAUCUCAAUCGGAGGAGUCUAAAACGAACAAAUUUAGAGAGCGUGAAGCCACUGAUGAUGCCCUUGGUUACCCCAAUUUUGAUGAGGACGAGCUGUUGAAUACACAAUGCCCUCGGCAUCUGGAACUUAGGUGGCAGACUGAAGUGAGUUCUAGCAUAUAUGCAACUCCCUUAGUUGCAGACAUUAACAGUGAUGGAAAGCUUGAAGUCGUAGUUCCUUCGUUUGUGCAUUACUUGGAAGUCCUAGAAGGAUCUGAUGGAGAUAAAUUACCAGGAUGGCCAGCUUUUCAUCAGUCUACAGUCCACUCUAGUCCUCUUCUUUACGAUAUUGAUAAGGAUGGCGUUAGAGAAAUUGCUUUAGCCACCUAUAAUGGUGAAGUGCUCUUUUUCAGGGUUUCCGGAUACAUGAUGUCAGAUAAACUGGAGAUUCCAAGAUUGAAAGUUAAAAAGGAUUGGCAUAUUGGUUUGCUUCCAGAUCCUGCUGAUCGUUCACAUCCAGAUGUUGACGAUGACCAAUUGAUCCAUGAGGCUCUUGUGGACUCAUUACAUCAGCCUAAUGCAAGUACACUUGCAGCAAAUACUAUAAACUCCACAAGUCACAAUGACUCAUCAAAUCCUGUCCCAGAAGAAGUUCAUAAUGACACUUCAUCAAAUCACACAAUCUCUUCUGAUAUUCAAAACAGUCAGCUGAAUGGGAGCUCGCUUGCUGCAAAUACCUCUGACUCCAUAGAGAGUGUCCAUGACUCGUCUAAUUCUGACUCCAUAGAGAGUGUCCACGACUCAUCUAAUUCUGUCCCAGAAGAAGUUCAUCACGACACAUUAAACAGCACCACCUCUGCUGAAGACAAAAAGAGUGACAGUCCAGUGGGUGUAGGCAUCAAGGCACCGCCACAAACAAAUGAUACAUCUUCCUCUUCUGAGAAAGUUAGUGGUGAAGAAACUGGAAACACUGCAAGAAGGAGGCUUUUUGAAGUUAAAGAUACAAAAGACAAUGAGGAUGUUCAUGCUGCAACUGUAGAAAAUGAUGGAGGUCUGGAAGCAGAAGCUGACUCCUCAUUUGACUUGUUCAGAGAGACGGAUGAGUUGGAUGAUGUGUAUAACUAUGACUAUGAUGAUUAUCCUGAUGAAACCUUGUGGGGUGAGGAGGAAUGGACUGAAUCACAACAUGAAAAUUUAGAAGAUUAUGUUCACAUAGAUGCCCAUGUCUUGUGCACUCCAGUCAUAGCAGACAUAGAUCACGAUGGUGUCUUUGAGAUGAUUGUUGCUGCUUCUUACUUCUUCGACCGCGAGUAUUAUGACAAUCCAGAACAUUUGAAGGAGCUUGGUGGUAUUGAUAUCGGAAAAUAUGUUGCUGGUGGCAUUGUGGUUUUCAACCUUGAUACAAAGGAGGUUAAAUGGAGUGCACAAUUGGAUAUGAGUACUGAAACUGGAAAAUUCCGUGCCUACAUCUAUUCUUCUCCUACAGUUGUUGAUUUGGAUGGUGAUGGAAACCUGGACAUUCUAGUUGGGACAUCUUUUGGCUUGUUCUAUGUGUUGGACCACCAAGGCAAAGUUAGAGAGAAAUUUCCCCUUGAGAUGGCUGAAAUUCAAGGAGCAGUUGUUGCAGCUGACAUUAACGACGAUGGUAAAAUUGAAUUAGUCACGGCUGACGCCCAUGGAAAUGUUGCUGCAUGGACCCCACAAGGAAAAGAAAUUUGGGUGACACAUGUGAAGAGCCUUGUUCCACAGGGACCCACCAUUGGAGAUGUAGAUGGGGACGGACACACCGACGUUGUUGUGCCAACUCUAUCUGGAAACAUAUAUGUUCUGAGUGGCAAGGAUGGGUCAAUUUCACGGCCAUAUCCUUAUAGAACACAUGGAAGAGUGAUGAAUCGAGUUCUUCUAGUUGACUUGAAAAGGCGUGGGGAGAAGCAGACGGGGCUAACGAUUGUUACUACAUCAUUUGAUGGGUAUUUAUACCUCAUAGACGGCCCUACAUCAUGUGCUGAUGUUGUGGAUAUUGGCGAAACAGCAUAUAGCAUGGUUUUGGCUGACAAUAUAGAUGGUGGGGAUGACCUUGAUCUUAUAGUUGCUACAAUGAAUGGAAAUGUCUUCUGUUUUUCGACCCCUUCACCACACCAUCCUCUCAAGGCUUGGAGGUCACCGACUCAAGGGAGAAAUAAUGUAGCGCAUCAGCCCAAUCGCCAAGGAAUUUAUAUUACUCCAUCAUCACGCGCUUUCAGAGAUGAAGAAGGGAAGCACUUCUGGGUUGAAGUCGAGAUUGUUGACAGAUACAGGUUUCCAUCUGGUUCCCAAACACCUUAUAAUGUCACGAUAAGCUUGUUGGUUCCUGGUAAUUACCAAGGAGAGAGAACGAUUAAGCAAAACCAGAUCUUUGAUCGUCCUGGGACACAUCGGAUUAAACUUCCGACAGUAGGUGUAAGAACUGCUGGAACUGUAAUGGUGGAGAUGGUUGACCGAAACGGGAUCUAUUUCUCAGAUGAAUUUUCACUUACAUUCCAUAUGUACUACUACAAACUGUUGAAGUGGCUUCUUGUCCUUCCAAUGCUUGGAAUGUUUGGCAUUCUCGUCAUCCUGCAUCCCCAAGAAGGCACGCAGUUGCCAUCGUUUUCACGGAACAGUGACUAGUGAAUAUCUGACAAUGACUUUGCAUCGGCUACAAAGAAGCCGAAGCGCGGUUUUGCAAGAAACUCUUGGGAGAGACUUAAUCGGUGAAAUUCUGUACCUGGGAGUUUAAAUUAUGAAGAUGUCUUGCAAAGCCUAUUUUUCCUCUGAGAAGUUGCUGGCUGGCUGAAUUGCAUAUAGAAGUUGAUGCUGUGACUGAGGAAACUUGUUCCCUUAAUUUUGCCUGUUUGUGAAGAGGACAUCUUUGUUAGGUAGUGCUAAAAAAAUCUGAUAUACUAUGAUGUUAGCUCAUUACAUUGAUUUUAAUUUGACCUGUUUUUCAUUGCUGCCCUA